CCAGCCUUCAUUAGUCUUCUUUGAGCACAUGUCGGCUGUGUAAAGAAGACGUUGCUAAGCGGCUUAUUUGAGUGACCGUCGGCAAUGAAGUGGGGAUUCACUGGUUCGCUGCUUGCGUUGCUCGCAGCAACAGCAACAGGCUGGCCCUAUGAUGAAUCCCUGGUCGACUAUAACUUGAAUGCGAACAAAGAUACUACCAAUCCGGCGGAGUAUACUCAUGCAGAAUGGAAAGACCAUAAGUAUCAUCCUUCUCCGAAAACUUGGCGUUUCCCUUUCUAUACCCUGUUUAUUGACCGAUUUGUUAAUGGUGACCCCACCAACGAUAACAUCAACGGGUCUCUCUUUGAGCAUGACCUCAACUCGAAUCAAAUGCGUCACGGUGGUGAUGCGGUUGGUUUGGUCGAUACACUGGACUAUCUACAGGGGAUGGGUAUUAAGGGAAUCUAUUUGGCAGGUACUGUGUUAAUGAACCAACCAUGGGGCUCAGACGGUUACUCAAUUUUGGAUACCACUUUGCUUGAUCAACAUUUUGGCACUAUUCAAAUAUGGAGAGAUGCGAUUACCGAAAUACACAAACGAGGGAUGUAUGUCCUAUUUGACAACACUAUUGCAACCAUGGGCGACUUGAUCGGGUUUGAAGGAUAUUUAAAUACUACUACACCAUUUUCAGUCAAAGAACAUAAGGCGCUGUGGAAAAGCAAUCGUGAAUAUUACCCCCGGUUCUGGAAUGAGACUGGUUGGCCCGUCGACCAAGAUGUCAAAGACCAGCUGUACGACUGGCAGCGUCAGUUGGCAAAAUUCGCUUCAGUUCAGGAUCAGAGAAUUAUUCGGCACUCCUGCAUGAUUAUAAAGGCCCUUGAUAUUGAUGGAUUUCGAUAUGAUAAAGCAACGCAAGCUACAGUGGAUGCUCUCGGCGACAUGUCCCAAGCUUACAGAGAAUGUGCUCGCAGCGUUGGCAAGAAUAACUUCUUUAUCCCUGGAGAAAUCACCGGUGGAAAUAACUUCGGUUCUAUCUACCUUGGGCGCGGAAGACAGCCAAAUCAAUACCCUGAUUCUUCAGACCAUCAAUAUUUCUUGCGUGAGGACGGUCUACAAGCGUUGGAUUCGGCUGCUUUCCACUACUCGGUGUAUCGUACCCUCACCCGAUUCCUCGGGAUGGAUGGUAAUCUGGCUGCGGGCUAUGACACACCGUUGGACUGGACCGACACCUGGAAUAUUAUGGUAAUGACCAACGACAUGAUCAAUGCCAAUACCGGCAAGUUUGACCCCCGCCAUAUGUAUGGUGCUACAAACCAGGAUGUCUUCCGUUGGCCUGCUAUCGAGCUCGGAAUUGAAAGACAGCUCAUGGGUCACUUCAUCACAACGCUGCAUCUACCCGGUAUUCCAAUUUUACUAUGGGGUGAGGAGCAAGCCUUCUAUAUACUAGACUCCACUGCAGAUAACUAUAUCUAUGGCCGUCAAGCAAUGUCUCCCUCCACUGCAUGGAAAACGCAUGGUUGUUACGCCCUUGGUAGGGAAGGGUGCCAUGAUGAGGCUGUUACUUAUGAUCACCGGGAUCCCUCUCAUCCUGUCCGCAACAUCAUCAAGCAUAUGUUCCAGAUGCGACAGGACUUCCCUGUUCUAAAUGACGGAUACUCAGUUGUAAAGUUGUCAAAACAGACCCAUGAAAUUCAAUAUCCUGGUUCAAAUGGUACAGCAACAGAAAUCGGCAUAUGGUCAGUUCUGCGUGAUCGAGUCGCAAACGUCCAAGACCUAGGCGAUAACGGUGACAACGAACCUGUGUGGCUGGUAUAUCAAAACGAUAAUAAGACUGUGGAAUACAAAUUCGAUUGUGGAAGCAAUGACUCCGCCUUGAUUUCUCCGUUCAUCACAGGUACUACCGUUGUUAACCUCUUCUAUCCUCAUGAUGAACACGAACUGAAGGAUGGCCCAAAAUCGCUUCAUCUCAACGGCACCAACACCACGAAUGGUUGUUUGGAUAGUUUACAGCUGAAGCCCUUUGAGUUCAGGGCUUACGUUCCAAAAGCGAACUUUGUCAAGCCUCGUCCUAUGAUCACUCAAUUCGAGCCUGGCCAUGAUGUGCCUCAACUUUCCAAAGUCGGCCCUAACGAUUCAGAAGACAUCGACGUCAGCAUUUACUUUUCUACGAAGAUGGAUUGUGACAAGCUGACGAAGUCCAUUUCAUUUCAGUCCAGUACUGAAGCUGGCAAGACACCUUCCAUCAGCAACAGCAGUGUCAGCUGCAAGGAUGUCAAGGGAGAUGACCCGAAGUGGACUGGCCAAAUCCCAAACGCUUGGGUCUGGACGGCAAAGUUGACUGGCGUAUAUAACGGCAUCCAUCGGUUGACUGUUAAGAAUGCUACUAGUUCCGAUGGGCAUAGUUCUACCCAGGCAGUGGACCAUUUUUUGAUCCGAGUGGGCCAAAGCGAUAAUCCAAUGGUGUUCACCUCUGCCAACUACUCUACCUCCUUGCUUAACCAACAUGGCAAUGGGACCCUUUACAUCCAGCACCGUGCAGCAGGGGCAAAUAAAUACCGCUACUCAACAAACUGGGGCUCCUCGUUUUCAGACUGGAAAGACUACCAUGGAGGAAGCGAUACCAUUGAAGAACUGCCUUGGAGUGGGACGGACAAACAAAAGUGGCAAGGAAAGCACGUACGAGUCGAAUAUUGGAACAAAUUGUCUGGCAGCAGUGACUAUGCCCAAGAAGGCGAUUUUGGAUACGACCGGCCACGACGUUUUCCCCAUCUCUUCUUCAAUGGGCCCUUCAAUCAGUAUGGUUAUGAUGCCGGCCUGGACAACGUUGUGAAGCUGGAUAGUGAUGGCAUUUGGAAGUUCAGACUCAUGGCGGAAUUUCCCGUACAAGGACAGUUUAAUGUUUGGGGAAUGAACCCAGACGGUCGACCUGAUCAGAGCUACGUGCUUGGUGAUAUAGACAAUGAUGGUGUCUUGGACCGUAUGCCUCCUUCCUCGCUUAGUUCCACGGUAGUGAACAUCACAGAUAUCCCCCCAUCUCCAUAUGUUGCGUGGAAUCUUGGUGUUGAUGAUGGAACUUUGCGGGUUCAUCUUCUGCCGACGGGCUCCAGGGCAAUCCAGAUAGCUGUUUACUUCCUCCUCUGGUUUGUUCCAAUUGUCACAGCUAUCGCUUGUGUGUAUGCCUUUGUGAAAUCUUUCUACCAAGUCAAGUUCAACCAAGUCGGAGUCAGUGAAAAGAAAACAAUUCUUCCACUGGUACUUAGAAGAAAACUUAACCCAAACGGAACCGGGGCAUCAAUCAAUCCCUUCAUGCGACUUGCGAAUAAAUCUGGAUUCUUACAGAGCACGUCUGCUUUUGGAACAGCAGCUUCGCGAAGACGAACGACCUUGAUUGCUACCAUGGAAUAUGAUAUUGAGGACUGGGCCAUCAAGAUUAAAAUUGGCGGUCUAGGUGUUAUGGCUCAGUUGAUGGGUAAACAUCUAGGGCAGCAGGAUUUGGUCUGGGUUGUUCCAUGCGUAGGCGGAGUUGACUACCCUGUAGAUCAGCCGGCCGAACCUAUGUUUGUGAUAGUGCUUGGGAACUCCUACGAGGUCAAGGUACAAUACCACAGGCUAAAGAACAUUACAUAUGUUCUUCUUGACGCCCCUGUUUUUCGCCAACAGACAAAGGGCGAGCCUUACCCUGCUCGUAUGGAUGAUCUGGACAGUGCAAUCUAUUACUCUGCUUGGAAUCAAUGCAUUGCAGAGACGAUCAGGCGAUUCUCCAUUGAUCUUUAUCACAUUAACGACUACCAUGGAUCUAUUGCUCCUCUUUAUCUUUUGCCUCAAACUGUUCCCGUGUGCCUAUCGCUUCACAAUGCCGAGUUUCAAGGACUGUGGCCCAUGCGCACCCAGAAGGAGAGGGAUGAAGUCUGUUCUGUUUUCAACCUUGAUCUCGAUACCGCAAGGCGCUACGUCCAAUUCGGUGAAGUCUUCAAUAUGCUUCAUGCCGGGGCAAGCUACCUCCGUGUGCAUCAGCAAGGAUUCGGUGCAGUGGGUGUUUCUAGGAAAUAUGGCAAACGUUCCUAUGCCCGCUACCCUAUCUUUUGGGGUCUGAAAAAGGUCGGCAACCUACCAAACCCAGACCCUUCGGAUACUGGUGAAUGGAAUAAAGAACUGCCAAAGGAUAGUGAAAUUCAGGUUGACCCGAGCUACGAGGCAAGCAGAGGAGAGCUCAAACGUCAAGCGCAGGAAUGGGCGGGCUUGGAGCAGAACCCUGAUGCCGAUUUACUGGUAUUCGUUGGAAGAUGGUCUAUGCAAAAGGGCAUUGACCUUAUUGCUGAUGUGAUGCCUGCUGUUUUGGAGGGUCGUCCCAAUGUCCAGCUUAUAUGUGUUGGUCCAGUAAUUGACCUUUAUGGUAAGUUUGCUGCACUGAAGCUUGAUCGUAUGAUGAGGCUAUAUCCCGGGCGUGUCUUUUCAAAGCCCGAGUUUACUGCACUUCCACCAUUCAUUUUUUCUGGUGCUGAGUUCGCCCUUAUCCCAUCUCGUGAUGAACCUUUUGGUCUUGUUGCCGUUGAAUUUGGCCGUAAAGGUGCCCUUGGAAUUGGCGCUCGUGUUGGUGGCCUCGGUCAGAUGCCAGGUUGGUGGUACAACAUUGAAUCCACGACAACAUCCCACCUCUUGCAUCAGUUCAAGCUUGCUAUUGAAAGCGCCUUGAAUUCCAAGACUCAAGUUCGUGCAAAGAUGCGUGCGCGGUCUGCAAAGCAACGUUUUCCCGUUGCCCAAUGGGUCGAAGAUCUAGAAAUCCUGCAGUCCACUGCGAUGCGGAUCCACAGCAAGGGACAGACAAAGUCAAACAGUCAGCCUCUCACGCCUUCUGGCUAUACCACCCCAAGUGGGAUGAUAACUCCCAAUGGGAUGAUGACGCCUCCUAUUGCAUCACCUGGGACCAUGACUCCAACAGGGAUGCAGACACCUCCAAUUGCCCACUCACGAGAAGGAAGCUAUAUAAAUAUCAGCGCCAAUCGUGAUAGCGCUUAUGGACCCCAACAGCGCAAUACCAUCAUUUACAGUGAUUUAAGUCCUAAUGGCAAUGAGCAACCCAGGUCAGGACUUAGUAGACAACUAUCACUUGGUGUCCGGGCUGGACCAGGUCAUCUUGUGCGCCGUGGCCGCCGUCGACUUAGAAGAAGCAGCCAUAUGAGCAAUGAGGAGAGUGGUACAGCUUCUAUGACAGAAGAAAGCAGUGAUGAUGAUUUGUUUCCCAGCUACUAUGGAGAAGAAGAAUACACUCUCACACCAGAGCAAGUAGAAGAGGGGCAGCGAGUAGAGACUGCUCAACAGCGAAAUGCUCAGAGGCCGCUUGCAUCCCCCACCAACUCAGACAUUGAAGAUGGGAUCACACCGUCUGCAAGACCACCUUGGGCUCAGCCUGGAAAUCGACUUAGUAGCGCAUCUGUUCUCUCCGUCGAUUCUAUUGUUGGUGAGAAGAAAGAUUACAAGUUGCAGAAGGUUGAUCCAUUUUUUACCGACAGCACUGGCGAAUACUACCGGGCGUUUGACCAGAAGCUCGAGAAGCUUAAUGGAUCUAACUCUGAAUCCCAGCUUUGUAUAGAGGAGUAUCUUAUCAAGAGUGAAAAGAGAUGGUUUGAUAAGUUUAGAGAUGCAAGGUUGGGACGCAAUCAAUCUCCUGCUUCUUCUAUCUUCCAGACCAAGGUCGAAAACAACACGCCUAUGAGCUCAAUCUCUCACGAGGACAUGGGUUCGCAUGAGAGUGGUAGCGACCCACGCACGGAAAAGGACGAAUUCCGUCUGGGACAUGAUUAUAUUCCCCCAUCAGGCUUAAAGAAAUGGAUGCAAGUUCGAGUCCGCGGCUGGCCUGUAUAUUCGCUUUUCUUGGGCCUAGGUCAGAUCAUUGCAGCCAACUCAUACCAGAUUACGCUGCUUGCUGGUGAAAAUGGCCAGACAGCGGAGAAGCUUUAUGGUAUCGCGACAGUCUAUUGUGUUACCUCUAUUAUCUGGUGGUUUUUCUUCCGCUUCUUCAAAUCGGUGUUCGUUCUUUCUCUUCCUUGGUUCUUAUACGGCCUAUCAUUUGUCAUUAUUGGAGUAGCGCACUUUGAAACCAACAGUUUUGCUCGAGGAUGGAUCCAGAAUGUUGGAAGUGGUGUCUAUGCCGCUGCUUCAUCUAGUGGAUCACUAUUCUUCGCUCUCAAUUUCGGUGAUGAAAAUGGUGUUCAGGUUAAAGACUGGGUUUACCGCGCAUGUCUGAUUCAAGGUUCUCAGCAAGCAUACAUCAUUGGGCUUUGGUAUUGGGGAACAACGAUUUCUAGGGCUGUUGCCGAUGGUGUUACCGAUGUCAACGGCGGCAUUAUUAACUCCUGGAAAAUGACUGCAAUCUGCAUGCCGAUCGCUGCAUUCCUUUGGGCCAUAGGCCUGAUAGUCUUCUUCGGUCUACCGAAUUACUACCGUCAGUCACCAGGGAAAGUUCCGUCAUUCUAUCAAUCUGUCUUCCGACGUAAGAUCGUUCUUUGGAACUUUGUAGUGGUCAUCCUGCAAAACUUCUUCCUCAGUGCACCUUAUGGACGGAAUUGGGCCUUCCUUUGGAGUUCAAAUCACGCCAAAGCCUGGCAAGUCGGUAUCCUUGUGGUUGUCUUCUUCGGUGCUGUCUGGGUAGCAAUAUUGUGCCUCUUUGGGUACCUUUCCAAGCGCCAUAGCUGGAUCCUACCUGUAUUCGCAUGUGGUCUGGGAGCUCCACGCUGGGCUCAGAUAUGGUGGGGUGUCUCAGGGAUGGGCCUGUUCCUUCCCUGGGCAGGCAGUUCUGUUAGCGGAGCACUCGCGUCACGAAGUCUAUGGCUCUGGCUCGGUAUCCUAGACGCCUUACAAGGCCUCGGCUUCGGUAUGAUCUUGCUCCAGACCCUGACUCGAGUACACAUCUGCUUCACUCUGCUUGCAUCUCAAGUGUUGGGUUCGAUCGCAACGAUCGUCGCCAGAGCAUGUGCUCCCAACAAGAUUGGCCCUGGACCGAUCUCGCCGGAUGUUACUGCCGGCGGCAGUUCUGUCGCAAACGCUUGGUUUUGGAUUGCCCUGUUCUUCCAGCUGUUGAUCUGUGCCGGAUUCUUACUAUUCUUCCGGAAAGAGCAACUCACGAAGCCCUAAUGCGUAGCUGCGAAGUCAAUAUUCAGCUACCUCCAGCUCCCGUCCACCCUCCAGCUCUUCAUACACGCAUACGCGGCAAUCAAGUAUGCAUUCAUCUCUGUGCAGGAGGCCAUGAUACGGGUUCAAAAAUCUGGAUUACUCAAUCCACGCAAAUAGACUACCUGCAACCAAGAAAAAACAGAAAGAGACAAAAAAAGGGACACAACAGCGACACAAAGCGGGAAUAAAUAGAAGCAAGAGGAGGAACGCACACGAAC
Molecule: messenger RNA, 7367 nt
Organism: Aspergillus alliaceus
Lineage: Eukaryota; Fungi; Ascomycota; Eurotiomycetes; Eurotiales; Aspergillaceae
Gene: ags2
Product: alpha-1,3-glucan synthase Ags2
Exons: 12
Coding region: 85-7110 (2341 amino acids)
Biological process (GO): fungal-type cell wall (1->3)-alpha-glucan biosynthetic process
Cellular component (GO): fungal-type cell wall
Molecular function (GO): alpha-1,3-glucan synthase activity
Source: RefSeq, a predicted model, not a curated record